Molecule: messenger RNA, 3361 nt
Organism: Monodelphis domestica (gray short-tailed opossum)
Lineage: Eukaryota; Metazoa; Chordata; Mammalia; Didelphimorphia; Didelphidae
Gene: SLC71A2
Product: solute carrier family 71 member 2
Biological process (GO): transmembrane transport
Cellular component (GO): membrane
Molecular function (GO): transmembrane transporter activity
Source: RefSeq, a predicted model, not a curated record
CGCGUUUCCGGAGGCGUGUAAAGUUUCAGGAAGCUGUGGCCCGGAUUCAGUCGCCGGGUCAUGGUCUUCUAGUUUGCCCAAGCAGAGGCGACAGAGUAAAUCCCAAGUCAGCCACCGCAGGGUUUGUCCGAUCCGAGCUUGGGCCUCCGCGCUCCGGUCGUCCCGGGCAGCGCGCGCGGGAGUGCGCGUGCGCGCAGAAACAGGCGCCCCUCCCCCGGCCCUCGCUAGUUGCAGUGGUUGGGUUAGUUGGCUGCCUGCCUCCUUCUCCUGCGCUCCGCUGCCGCCUCCGCCGCCGCCAGCGAGCGCAUAGCGGGCGCCGCUGGCCCAAGUGAAGCAGAUGACGGAACGAGCGCUGGCGCGAGGAGGAGGCCGCUGCCAGCUCGAGAGGGUCAUCGGGCAGGAGCUGAAUCCCCUGCAGCCGCAGUCCCUCCGUCUCCUCUUGUUUGCCUCGACAUCCCUCCCAGCUGUCUGGGAAAUGGGACCAAUAUGAGUCCCGAGCUGCCGCCGGAGAAGGAAGAGCAGGCGGCGGCAGCUGCGGCGGCACCCGCGGCAUCAGCGGUGGAGGAGGAAGGAGGCGGCAUCUGCAAAAAGAGAAGUAGCCGCAUUAUGCUGGUGAAGAGGAUCAGCGCGAAGCUGGGGGGCAGCAGCUCGCAACAAGGUAUCGGCCAUCCUAGUGUAUACCAUGCAGUUGUCGUCAUCUUCCUCGAGUUCUUUGCUUGGGGUCUACUUACAACUCCUAUGCUCCUAGUCCUACAUGAAACAUUUUCUCACCAUACUUUCCUCAUGAAUGGUCUCAUUCAGGGUGUAAAGGGACUUUUAUCCUUUCUGAGCGCCCCCCUCAUAGGCGCUCUGUCUGAUGUAUGGGGAAGAAAGCCUUUUCUUCUGGUUACAGUUUUCUUCACAUGCUUCCCAAUUCCGUUAAUGAGAAUAAGCCCAUGGUGGUACUUUGCUAUGAUUUCUGUCUCUGGAGUUUUUUCAGUCACCUUCUCUGUAAUAUUUGCAUAUGUAGCUGAUAUUACCCAGGAGCAUGAGAGAAGUACUGCCUAUGGAUUGGUAUCUGCCACAUUUGCAGCAAGUUUGGUAACCAGUCCUGCUAUUGGAGCUUAUCUAUCUGCCAGCUAUGGAGAUAACCUUGUUGUGCUUGUGGCCACUGUUGUGGCUCUCUUGGAUAUCUGCUUCAUCUUGUUGGCUGUCCCAGAAUCUCUCUCUGAAAAAAUGAGGCCUGCUUCUUGGGGACCUUCGAUUUCAUGGGAGCAAGCAGACCCUUUUGCGUCUCUGAAGAAAGUGGGAAAAGAUUCUACAGUCUUGCUGAUCUGUAUCACAGUGUUUCUGUCAUACCUUCCUGAAGCUGGGCAGUAUUCUAGCUUUUUCCUCUAUCUAAGACAGAUUAUAGGUUUUGGAUCAGCUAAAAUUGCAGCAUUUAUUGCCAUGGUAGGAAUCCUGUCUAUUAUAGCUCAGACGGUAUUUCUUAGCAUCUUGAUGAAGUCAAUAGGAACUAAGAACACUGUUCUCCUGGGCCUGGGUUUUCAGAUGUUCCAGUUGGCUUGGUAUGGUUUUGGAUCGCAGGCAUGGAUGAUGUGGGCAGCAGGAACUGUAGCAGCAAUGUCAAGUAUUACGUUUCCAGCAGUCAGCGCUCUUGUUUCACGAAAUGCAGAGUCAGACCAGCAAGGAGUUGCCCAAGGAAUAAUAACUGGGAUUAGAGGUCUGUGUAAUGGCCUUGGACCAGCUCUCUAUGGCUUCAUAUUCUUUUUGUUCCAUGUGGAGUUAACGGAUGAGAGUUCUGCUACAAGCACCGUUCAAGAUUCCGGCAGUAAGGCGACCAUUAUUCCAGGUCCACCUUUCCUGUUUGGUGCGAUCGCAGUGCUCUUGGCUUUCCUGGUGGCCUUAUUCAUCCCCGAACAUAGCAAAGCCAGCGGUACGAGGAAGCACAAUAACAGCAUCAGUGGCAACCUGGCCCCCGGCCCAGAGCGAGGCAGCGAAGAGGACAUCGAGCCCCUGCUGCAGGAUAGCAGCGUUUGAGGACUCUUCUGGCGUGGUGGGCAGAGGGGGCUCCAGGGAACCGUGGAAAGGGCUGAAGGCCUCGGACAACCUCGGGAGCCUGCAGAGACGAUGAGCAGCGCCUCCCCGGGCUGGGCUCAGAGACCCUCUUCUCUUCCCCUCACCCUACCCCGUUGUGUCGGUGUGUUAGACCAAGGUAAGAUCUGACCUCCUCUGCACGCGAUGGGCACCUCUGGCAGAAGGAGAGAUGCAGUUAGUCAGGGUGGCAGAACCGCCGGCAUCCCUUGAAGCAGACCACGGAGGCUUCAAACUAGGCCACGUUUCCUGCAAGAGACCGUUAGGUUCCUUUCUGUGUUUCCGCUAGUGUCCUUGAAGGUAGAUCCCGUUCCGUCCGUGUGGUUUGGGGAUCCCUUUUAGGAAGGGGUCAUCUGUACACCAGUUGGCAGCAUCCUCAUUUCAUCCUUCAGGGCCUGACUACAGCAGACUCCAUCACGCCCGUGGGUAGUAAUAAUAGAGAGCAAUGAUGUAUUUUUUUAAACUUAGACAAUGUUCUUUAAACAGAUCAUGUAGAAUCCUACCAAAUUCGAGGACCGUCGAACCCAAAGUGGUUUCAAAAGGAAAAAAAAGUUCACGGGGGCCCACGGAACAGAAGUUGGUAUUACUUGUCUCCAAGGCUCAGUAAACAGGAACCUUCCCAAGGGUGGGGGGGCCGAGUCACGGGUGCUGAGGGAGUAUGUAUCCCAGCUCACUUCUCUUCCCAUCGCCCAGCUGACCUGUGAAAUGUGUUCCCAUUAAUUGCACUACUGCCUUAACUGCUCUGUAACGUGCAUUCAUUGUCCUAGUUAGCCUUCAUAGCCAUUCUGUUUCUCACUUGCUCAGUCUCAUGGGAGCAUUCGUGUAAAAUCCUUUCUGAAAGAGUGACGCUUUGGUGGAUCUAGUUUCACUACAAGUUCCUCGGUAACUUUUUGAGAUGUUUUAGGGGGAGAAAAUCUAUACGAAUUUAUAUGUAUUUUGCUGCACCAUUAAAAGGACCAUUGAACAACACCCAACUCUAAUGAAGCACUCCUAUGAAUGUUUUAUAUGUAUGAAAUAUAUGUAGAUAUUUGUACGGAGUUUUAAUUUUUUCCUGAUGGGGUGCUGUGUAAAUCUUGUAUUUAUAAAUGUAAUGAAGGUAUUGACUGAAAAAAAUAUAUAUACAGCUUUUAUAAAACGAUUAUGUACUGACUGAAUACAUUUAAAAGAAAAAUAUAUUUUGAAACAUGUUCUGCCUUGAAAAGAGGUAACAGGCUUUUUGUACUCUGCUCUUGGUUUUUAAGUGAACAAGCUUCCUAAUGCAUAAUAAAUUUACAACUUCAAUGUUUAA